AUGGAGUACAAUAUUCCUAAUUAUACAUUUUUUGCUAAUACUAACGAGUCGUAUGCUGCUGGUGGUAUGGUGCUUGAUUAUUCUCUAUCUAAUUCUGAAAAUGUUGACUAUUAUCUUUCAAUUCUAACCGAAAAUGGUUUAUUUCCUUUUAUUAAUGAACCGACUAGGAUUAGUUCUGGCUCUUGCCUAGAUCAUAUUCAUGGUCGUUUCGAUACUAUUCCUUUGCAGUCAUGUGAAAAGGGAAUUUUUAAUUUUGAAAUUACAGAUCAUUAUUUUAAUAGACUGAACAAUAUGCUAAUUUUUGAAUUUUGGGAUGAUGUUUAUAAUGAACAAAAUGCUAGUGCAGCAUAUAAUAAAUUCAUUGAAAUUUUAAGCAGUUAUAUUUCCCAAUGUACAUUUAGUUAUAGUCCUCGUGCGAAAAAUAAAAAGUUAAAACCGUGGAUGAAUGAUAUUUUGUUGAGAAAAGUUAAAAGUCGUUACAAAAAGCUGUGCAAAUUAAUAAAAACUGAAAUUUCUGAAUGCCGUGAAAGAUUUUAUCGUAAUGAAUUCGUUAAAUGUAAUGGUGAUAUAAAGAACGAGUGGAGACUAGUUAAUAACUUACUGAGCGUAUCAACUGAAGAUGCUUUAUUAAAUUUUUGUUCGCAAAUAAAUUCAGGUCUGGACAAAAAACUAAAUUGUGCAGGUCUAUUUGUUUCUUUUACUAAAGCUUUUGAUAUGGUGAAUCAUAAAAUUCUUUUGAAUAAAUUAUAUGCGCUAGGUUUUCGUGGUUUUAUAUUGGAUUGGUUUAAAUCUUACUUAGAAUCUAAUUUAACAGCUUUUGCUGAUGAUCUUGCAAUUUCCUAUUCGUGCAACAGUCCGCUCAAUUUAACGUGUGCAAUCAAUAAAGAUCUUAGCUUAUUAAGAUAUUGGUUCUUCCGACAUAAGCUAAUUGUUAGUGAUAAAACAAAACUAAUGUUUUUUAAUUUUAUGCAAAAGGAACUUUCUGAUAUUAAUCUUAAUAAUAAUAAUAAUCAUAAUUGUAAUAAUAAUAGCAAUAUAAAUAAUAAUAAUAAUAAUAAUAAUAAUAAUAAUAAUAAUAAUAAUAAUAAUAAUAAUAAUAAUAGUAAUAAUAAUAAUAAUAAUAAUAAUAAUAAUAAUAAUAGUAAUAAUAAUAAUAAUAGUAAUAACAAUAAUAAAAAUAAAAAUAAUAAUAUUAUUAAUAAUAAUAAUAGCAAUAAUAAUAAUAAUAAUAAUAAUAAUAAUAAUAAUAAUAAUAAUAAUAAUAAUAAUAAUAAUAAUAUUAAUAAUAAUAAUAAUAAUAGUAAUCAUAAUAGUAAAAAUAGCAAUAUUAAUAAUAAUAAUAAUAAUAAUAAUAAUAAUAAUAAUAAUAAUAAUAAUAACAAUAAUAAUAAUAAUAAUAACAAUUCUAACAAAAAUAAUAAUAAUAAAAAUAAUAAU
Molecule: messenger RNA, 1437 nt
Organism: Condylostylus longicornis
Lineage: Eukaryota; Metazoa; Arthropoda; Insecta; Diptera; Dolichopodidae
Product: asparagine-rich protein-like
Source: RefSeq, a predicted model, not a curated record